This is a messenger RNA of Cladocopium goreaui, 2523 nucleotides long. NCBI's taxonomy places the organism in Eukaryota, Dinophyceae, Suessiales, Symbiodiniaceae. The record is from the annotation of a GenBank genome assembly.
AUGGCUGACGGCAAGGCUCUCUGUUUCCGUUCUUUGGCAGAUGCAGAAAGCUUGCGCGAACGCUUGAAGUCUUUGUCUUCGGUUGCAAUCAUUGGUGCUGGCUAUGUCGGUGUUGAGCUGGCAGCAGGCUUGGCUGAGGUGCUUCCUGAAGCGGCAGCAGCAGGGCAAAUCGCGCUUUUUGGUUCUCGCUUUCUUCCAGGUUGUGAGGAGGCUAAUCAAAGGCGGAGUGCUGAAUUUGUUGACAAACUCGGGAUUGUCCGCAAAGAAGGUCGCGUAACCUCUGUAGAUGCUGAAGGAUUGACUUGGUCAAGUGCUGAUGGAGAAUCGAGGAAACACGAAUGCGACCUUGUCAUUGCCACGGGCGCGUUAGCUCCUUCCGACAGCAAGACGUGCCUGACGCUUCAGCUCACAGCCCUGCAGGACUCUGUUGAAAAAGGUCGAGCGGUCAUUGACGAAUACUUGCGUGUAGCUCCAGGUGUGUUUUGCUUGGGCGAUGCUUCUGCGGGAUCGCCAGCCACUGGACAGAUUGCGAUGCAACAGGCAGAAGCUGCUGCCUGGAACAUCUAUGCACAGCUUUCUGGUUUGCCGCGCGUUGCGUGGCGACGUUUCAAGCCAUCUGCCUUGGGAGAAUUCAUUGCUUUGGGAAGCACUGAAGCGGCUGGGGUGGUGGAAGCAAGUCAAAUGGGCAAUCUGUUGCCUCCAGCUUUGCCUCCUGCUGUAGCAAGACUGGCUGCUUCUGCAACUGCGGCAGUCAGCGAGAUUGGCUCUGCCAAGGUGGAUAUUGGUGGAAAGUCAGCUAGCCUUUUGCGCCGGCUUGCUUACCUUUACCGUCUACCCGGUCUACGACAUCGCCUGCGAGUUGCAGAGAAUUGGCUGCGACGCUCCUCCAGGGCCAGCGCCAGCGGAGAUCUCUCCGCCAAUGUGCGCUUGAUGCGGCCACCCUUGGUCCGCGAGACCUCUGCGUGGACUUUUGGCCGUGACCGUUUGCGCUUAGCUAGUCUGGUGCCAUUUGGGCAGAAGAAGGAAGUCAUGGAGAAGAUCGUCCUGGAGGACGAGCUCUCCGAGCGCCUGAACUGGACUACCAACUCCCUCGUGAAUGCCAAAAAGAAUGGCACGCCAUUUAGACAUCUCCUGCUCCAUGGUCCGCCUGGAACUGGAAAGACAUUGUUUGCUCGAACGCUGGCGAGACGGUCAGGUUUGGACUAUGCAAUCAUGUCUGGCGGAGAUGUUGGACCUCUUGGCAAAGAUGCGGUGGGCUGGGCUGGUUGCAAAGUGGUCGAGUUUGCCGAACGAACCAAGAAGGAAGCUGAGGAGCGUAGGAAGACGAGGGACGCUGAGGGUGGACGAGGUGGAGGCUUCAACGAUCGGCAAGACAUUGAAAGGAGGGAAGUGCCCGUAGACGACAGUGGCUAUGAUGAGUUUGGCCGAAGAAAAAAAACAACCGAGACAGGAUCCAAAGCAGAAAGGGCGGCAGCAGCUCUGGAGCGAUUGAAACAAAAACGCCAGGUGAACUCCGCGGCCGGACGCUCGCGCAGCCGUAGCGGAGAUGGCCGGGAUGGCCGGGAUGGCCGCAGGGCUCGGGAGCCCAAGGCGCCUCAUGCGGGAUUUCGUCCUCGUGGAGCCAAUCAUCGAGUUCGCAGUGACAACGCGAUGAAACGGAAGACUUCCAGGGAGAAAACUCUGCAGGGCAGCUACCAAAUGGCCCGCAAAACCUACCGAAGUGCACGAGCUGAACAAGCUGUUCCAGUGGGCCAACAACUCCAGGCCAUUGCCUCAGCUUCAGCUGCGAUGCCCAACUCACCCGAGACAACGGCACUGAGGAAGGGAUUGAUUCUGUUCAUUGAUGAGGCAGAUGCAUUUUUGCGAACAGGCCGCGGCUCUGAAAGUGGGGCCAUGAGUGAAGAGGCGAGAAAUACCUUGUCCGCUUUCCUCCAUCACACAGGAACAGAGAGCGACAAAUUUGUGGUUGUGCUGGCCACCAACAUUCGAGAGAUUCUUGAUAAAGCAGUGCUCGAUCGUGUGGAUGAGAGCUUUGAGUUCCCCCUUCCCAGCUUGAAGGAGCGACAACGGAUGCUCUCCAUGUUCAUGGAGGAACACAUUCAUAAGCCAACGAAGCGGGGCAAGGUGAUUCAGGUAGACGAGAAAUUGGAUGACUCCUUCCUGGAAGAAGUCGGCGCCUUUUUGGAAGAUGUCGGAAUCUUUUCAGCAGCAAAUGGCAUGGAACUCGUGUCCAGGUACCUGAGGCUCAUCAGUGCCGAUGGCCAUGAGUUCUUUUUGGACAGACGAAUUGCGUACGAAUGCGACACCUUCAAAAAGAUGGUGGAGAAGGAAGGCUUCAAAGAGGGUCAGACCAAUGAGAUCCAGCUCCCGACCAUCACCGGAAAGUUACUGGAGAAGGUCAUCGAGUACCUGUACUUCAAGUACAAGUACACAGAUGCAAAGGUACCCAUUCCCGAGUUCCCCAUCGAUGACGAUGUUGUCCUAGACUUGCUUUUGGUCGCGAACUAUCUGAACCUAUACUGA